GUACAGUGCAGACUUACGCUUCAGAAAGUAUAACAAAUUGAAUGUGCCAUGUCUGAACUAUCGGAGGUGAUGUGGAAGUGGAUGGAGUUACAUGAUUCAAUAUCCUCUCCCAGUGCUGAGAGAACAAACAAGAGCAGCAAGACUAUGGACAUGAAUUCACUUCAACAAGGGAAAUGUGGCCCUCGAAGUCAUUCCACGGGACCCAUCCCUGAAAACAGAAUAGAGACAAGCCAGGAAGUAAUGUCGAAAGCAGUUCAAAGCCAAUCGCCUGCAAAAACAUCAAAGACCCCAGUUUUGAACGAAAAUUACAAGAAUAAUUUGGGCUGGACUCCACUACAACAUGCAGCGUUCUCUGGACAUAUUCCUUUGAUCAAGUAUCUCCUGCACAGGCGAGCAGCCAUCAACCACAGGAGUGAGUACCAUUACACUGCAAUACACAGGGCGGCUUGGAAUGGUCACACUGACGCAGUGGACUACCUUUUACAUCGAGGAGCCCUUCUGGAGCCCAAAACUCGUUGCGGAGCCAGUCCACUCCAUUGUGCUGCAGCUAAUGGUUUUGCUACUACUUCCAAGCUGCUUCUGAAAUAUGGGGCAUCCACAGAUAUUAAAGAUAACAGGAGGUGGACACCAUUACACUGGGCCUGUGUGAACGGACACAUUGAAAUAGUUGAAUUGCUGCUAAUGGAGGGAAUAAACCUGAAUGAAAGAACUGACUAUGGCACUACAGCAUUGCAAUUAGCAGUGGAGGCUGGGAAUUUCAGAACUACUGACUAUUUACUGAAGAAAGGUGCAGAUAUAGAUGCCAAGGAUGAAAAUGAUGAAACUGCUCUACACAAAGCUGCUGCAAAUGGAAAAAUAGAGAUCUUGCAGCUGCUACUCAAAUGUAAUGCCACAGUGAAUGCUUCAGACAUAAACCAGCACACACCUCUGCACAGGGCCGUGGAGAGCGGAGUUCCUGCUGUUGAAUUGUUGUUGCAGUUUGGUGCUUCCAUUGACAGUAGGAAUGCACUACAGAUGACUGCUUUGCACCGAGCAGCUUUCCAAGGACAGGAGGCAGUAGCACGAGUCCUAAUUCAGCAUGGUGCUGACAUACACGCCCGAGACAGGAUGGAUAAGACUCCCUUGCAUCUGGCUGCAGAGAGAGGACACUGUGCUGUUGUACAAUUAUUUAUUAGCAAUGGGGCUGAUUUACAAGCCAAAACAAAGUGGAAUGAAACUGCAGCUGAUCUUGCUAAAGAACAAAACCGGGAAGAGGUACUUAAAGUACUAAGGGAUUCAUGAUGAAAUUCUGUGGAGCGGGUUCAUGAUCAACAGGAGAUGGAAAAUGUGUGAACGUCAGCCAAAUCAAAAACAAUGCACUCUUAAUUAAAGUAACUUACUCCCAGAUGGUUAAAGUGUGUCAAUUAUCCACAUGUUGACGUGGUGUAAUAACAUCCAAUAAGAAUGUUUAAGAAAAUCGAAGCAUUAGUUACUGAUAGUUGUUCUCCAUGCCUAUAUUUUUUCUUUAUGAAUUUUCUGCAUUAAACU
Molecule: messenger RNA, 1527 nt
Organism: Mobula hypostoma (lesser devil ray)
Lineage: Eukaryota; Metazoa; Chordata; Chondrichthyes; Myliobatiformes; Myliobatidae
Gene: ankrd67
Product: ankyrin repeat domain 67
Exons: 5
Coding region: 49-1281 (410 amino acids)
Biological process (GO): protein K6-linked ubiquitination
Cellular component (GO): BRCA1-BARD1 complex; BRCA1-A complex
Molecular function (GO): protein binding; ubiquitin-protein transferase activity
Source: RefSeq, a predicted model, not a curated record